This is a messenger RNA of Musa acuminata AAA Group (dessert banana), 1620 nucleotides long. RefSeq names its product RNA pseudouridine synthase 2, chloroplastic-like. Gene Ontology annotation, biological process: pseudouridine synthesis. Bases 35 to 1357 code for a protein of 440 amino acids. The record is from RefSeq and is a predicted model, not a curated record. The transcript has 7 exons. Gene Ontology annotation, molecular function: pseudouridine synthase activity; RNA binding. NCBI's taxonomy places the organism in Eukaryota, Viridiplantae, Streptophyta, Magnoliopsida, Zingiberales, Musaceae.
UUCUCCCAUUAUCGAACCGCCCGUUCGUCGUCGGAUGAUGACGAUGCUGCCGCUGCUUCCGGCUGCUGCGUCCUCCUCUUCUUUCUCCUCUCUCAACCUUCUCCGUCGAAACCCUAACCGGUCUAGGGUUCCUCCCAGGGCUCUUCAAUGCAGUUCUUAUCCGGAUCUGGACCCGGAGUCGCCUCCUCCUCGUGGUGAGAUUAGAGUCAACCAUGCCGGGGUGCGGCUGGAAGAGAGGAUCGAGGUCGGAGCGGAGAAGACGAGGAUCGAUUCCUGGAUCUCCUCUCGGAUUCGAGGGGUCAGUCGAGCUCGGAUUCAGUCGAGCAUCCGCUCCGGCCUCGUCGCCGUCAAUGGCCGAACCGUUAACAAGGUUUCCCAUAUUAUCAAAGGAGGGGACAUGGUUAGCUGCAUGAUCUCCAAGUUGCAACCUUUGAAGGCUGAACCAGAAGAUAUGCCUUUGGAUAUUGUAUAUGAAGAUGAGCAUGUUCUCGUUGUCAACAAACCUGCACAUAUGGUUGUUCACCCAGCCCCUGGAAAUGCUAAUGGGACACUAGUAAAUGCUAUUCUUCACCACUGUAGGCUUCCAAUAAGAGCAUUUGCAAACAAUAUCCAAAUUUCUGACACUGAGGAAUGUUCUGAAUCAUCUGACAGUGACACUGAAGAAGUUUGUGCUGAUCAGUCUUCCAUGGAAGAAGUGGGCGUAGAAAAUUAUGAGGCUCUUGUUCGUCCUGGUAUUGUGCACAGAUUGGACAAGGGGACAAGUGGACUUCUUGUUGUAGCCAAGGAUGACCAUUCCCAUGCCCACCUAGCUGAGCAGUUCAAAAAACAUACAAUCCAUAGAGUAUACAUGAGUCUUACUUCUGGAGUUCCUAAUCCAAGUUAUGGAAGGAUAGAAAUACCCAUAGCUCGUGAUUCUAACAACAGGAUUCGGAUGGUUGCUGUUUCUGGUUUGAAUAACAGUAGACAUGCUCGCUAUGCUGCUAGUAGGUACAAGGUAAUCGAGGAUUUCAUGGGUGGUGGGGCAGCUCUGGUGCAGUGGAGACUGGAAACAGGUCGCACUCAUCAGAUCCGUGCGCAUGCAAAGUACCUUGGAAUUCCCCUGUUGGGCGACGAAGUGUAUGGAGGUACGAAAGACAUGGCUCUGUCACUUCUCAGACCAAGAACUCCUCCAACUUACCAUGGCCACCUCUCAAACAUAAUAUCGAAAUUGCAAAGGCCAUGCCUCCAUGCUUUUUCAAUAGGAUUUAAGCAUCCUCACACAGGUGAAUUCCUACAAUUUUCAUGCCCGCCACCUGAUGAUUUUUCCAAGGUAUUGGAUCAGCUCCGAUCUAUAUCUGACUGUUGUGCAAAGAUUUAGGAGAUGGAAGCGGACCAGGUGUGUGACAGCAUGAGAACUUGAUCACUAUAUCAGAAUAAUGUGGUGGUUACUUAAUGCAAUUGUAGAACAGUUGUGAUAGUAUUUGCUACAGUCUCAAACUAACUUUAAUUCCAUACUAGAAUUGGAUUGUGAGGAGUGAGCCCGAGGCAUCAAUAUGACAUUUGGAUGACAAUAUAACCCCAACACACAAGUUGUUUAAGUUGUUGGCCAACAUCAAUAUAUUUGGUUUGAUGGUCUUGCAA